GUACAAGAGGCUUUAUGUGACGAAUUUGAUGGCAUUGAGUGCUCGGUCGGUCCUGGUCCAGAUCUAUCCCAGUCGCCGUUCAGGCUUGAAAUAACAUUUGUUCCCGACAUCGCACAUCUGGACGAGUUCGACGCUGCUGGAUUGCACAGAAUCAAUCUAUCCAAGAGCAGUGCUCUGUUCACCGAUGGACGUUCCAGCUGUUGUCUGGAACUCGUUCUUGGCCGAGGUCGCAACUGGCGUGAUCCGCUGAUUAAGCUCUUUGACAGAUUAUAUCCGAACAAAUGGGCUUUCUUCGUCGUGGAACUCGAACAUAGUCAACCGACAUAUCAUCUGCUUUGCUGUAAUUCACCAGUAAUAUCCACCCGGCGUGAAGAUACACCGGAUUCGACGGAAGCAUCAUCGCAAAUCAGUUCACCACCAGAAUCGGUAUCCGAAUCUACCAGCUAUUCGCUAUGGAUUGUACCUGUCACAAGAGUAUUUGCUUUACCACCAAUGCCUGCUGUGAAGAAAGUAAGGGUAGUGAAGAAAAUUGUCAAGAAACGCACUCCAAACGAAGAUUUGGGCGAUGAUAAUGGGGAGAAGAAAAAGAUUGUGAGUUAUUUGCCGCCUUUUUAGUA
Messenger RNA from Cylicostephanus goldi, 617 nucleotides. Lineage: Eukaryota; Metazoa; Nematoda; Chromadorea; Rhabditida; Strongylidae. The record is from the annotation of a GenBank genome assembly.